This is a messenger RNA of Acipenser ruthenus (sterlet), 3041 nucleotides long. Its product is annotated as bone morphogenetic protein 7-like. Gene Ontology annotation, molecular function: cytokine activity; growth factor activity. NCBI's taxonomy places the organism in Eukaryota, Metazoa, Chordata, Actinopteri, Acipenseriformes, Acipenseridae. The transcript has 7 exons. Gene Ontology annotation, biological process: SMAD protein signal transduction. Gene Ontology annotation, cellular component: extracellular region. The coding region runs from base 448 to 1725 and encodes 425 amino acids. The record is from RefSeq and is a predicted model, not a curated record.
GUACCUCCUCAAAGCUUGCUGUCUGCAGUCAUCCCAGUGUUGCGCGUCUUGCGAAGUUCGCAGGGUUGUGUGUAUGUGUGCGUGCGUGUGUGUGUGCGUAUAGUGACAGGGGGGAAGAGAAGCGAAAACCACAGGAUCAGUUACUCUUUAAAGGAGCAAGGAAGAGCGAACAACUGCUACCAACCAGUUGGGAGAAUCGAAAGAAGAGGUUGUGGUAAGAACAAAAAAAAAAGUAUGUGGAUGGGAAAGAAAAGCCAAGAUGAGAGAGUUAAGCUGAUGCUGGUGGUCAAGUGUCUUUAUUUGUAAGAAAGGAAGAGAAGGAUCGGGCUUGCUUGAAACCAACGUGUGCAACUAUACAAGUGACAGAAAAGCCUUUUCUAUAUUGUUUAUAAGAAGGGGGCUCUUCCGUGCGAUUUUUCCAUUUGCUUUUAACUACUAUUAAACAAAAUGGUUUCAGUACUGGAUAAACCGGCUCCUGCGCUGAUUAUUCUAUGGGGUUGCUGCGUCCUGACGCAAAGCCUGUUGACCAACUUCACCUUGGACAACGAGGUGCACUCCAGCUUCAUCCAUCGGAGACUGAAGAGCCAGGAGCGCAGGGAGAUGCAGCGGGAGAUCCUCUCCAUCCUGGGGCUCCCCCACCGACCCCGGCCGCACCUCCACGGCAAGCACAACUCGGCCCCCAUGUUCAUGCUGGAUCUUUACAAUGCCAUGUCCACCGAGGAAGAGGAGGAGCACUUCUCCUAUCCGUACAAGCCGAUCUUCACCACGCAGGGACCCCCGCUGGCGACCAUGCAGGACAGCAACUUUCUCAACGAUGCUGACAUGGUCAUGAGCUUUGUCAACCUGGUGGAGCAUGAUAAGGAGUUUCUGCCAGUGCGCCGGCACCACCGGGAGUUCCUCUUUGACCUGUCUCGUAUCCCCGAGGGUGAAGCCGUCACUGCCGCGGAGUUCCGCAUCUACAAGGACUUCAUCCGCGAGCAAGUCCACAACGAGACCUUCCGCAUCAGCAUCUACCAAGUGUUGGAGGAGCACCCCGACAGGGAGUCGGAGCUGUUCCUCCUGGACUCACGGGUGAUCUGGGCUGCUGAGGAGGGAUGGCUCGUGUUUGAUAUCACCGCCACCAGCAACCACUGGGUCCUGAGCCCUCAUCACAACCUGGGGCUUCAACUGGCACUGGAGAGCAUGGCUGGUCGAAGCGUGAACCCCAAGGUGGCAGGGCUGAUCGGGCGCCACGGCCCCCAGAACAAGCAGCCCUUCAUGGUGGCCUUCUUCAAAGCCACCGAGAUCCACAUUCGCAGCAUCCGCUCAGCGAACGGAAAACACCGCAACCAGAACCGCUCCAAGGGGAACAAGGGGCAGGAGGCGCUGCGGGUCUCCAGCAUUGCAGAUAACAGCAGUGCAGACCAGCGGCAAGCCUGCAAGAAACACGAGCUCUACGUCAGCUUCAAAGAUCUAGGAUGGCAGGACUGGAUUAUAGCACCAGAAGGAUACGCUGCCUACUACUGUGAGGGGGAGUGUGCCUUUCCCCUCAACUCCUACAUGAACGCUACCAACCACGCCAUAGUGCAGACACUGGUUCACUUCAUUAACCCGGAGACGGUGCCCAAGCCCUGCUGCGCGCCAACACAGCUCCACGCCAUCUCGGUGCUCUACUUCGACGAUAGCUCCAAUGUCAUCCUGAAGAAGUACCGCAACAUGGUCGUGAGAGCCUGCGGCUGCCACUAGGGGGCCGUUCCCGUCCAUCGCUAGGGACCCUCGGAGCAGCAUGUUUGAAAAACGGAUUCUCGGGAUCAAUGAUUCUGUUGUUUAGUGGUCUUCUCUGACAGGCAGAAACAGGGAUGGAGGAGCUCCAAGCAGCUCCUGCCCGCCUCCACCAGGGGUCGCUAUUGAGCUCUGUGACUGGAACAGGAAAAAAACAAACAAGCGUUCAUCCUAAACAGUGUAUUUGCCGUCCAGUCCACACUAUUGAUACGGUUUGUCUCCGUUCCUGCCACCACCCCAGUUAACUUGCCUAGUGGGUAGAAAACACAUUGUUCCUCCAAGGUCACUCCCUCUCAUACUGUGCAGCCCUGGUCCUGCCAUUGUAACAAGCUGCCUGCCUGGCCUGGAAUAUCAUUGCAAGAACAGGGACGACACUGCAGAAUUUCAAGAGAACAAGAAACAUUGCUCUUCCUCUUAGGUUGUGAACAUUAUUUAUUUCAUUGUUUAGGAUGUUCUGGGCCAUCUUUUGUCAAGUCUCUUGGACACAAGUUAGCUCUCUCUAACUUUAGGGAGCAGUAUCUGCUACUUCUAUUCCAAGUCUCUCCUGAGGUCUAUCUGGUUCUAUUCCUUGCACGAACAUUGUCUACAGUGUUCAGCUGUCUGUUGAAAUGAUGGGGCUUUCUUCUUUAACACUACGAUACAAGAAUGACAUCACCUCCACUCAGCAGCAUCUUUCCUUCUAACACUUUGGAGGAGUCAGAUUCUCAAAACUGACCGCUCCAAAUCGUCUGAAUGAAAAAAACAACAAAACACACACAUUUACAAAUCUUCAAAUGAAUAACAAACAACUGAAGACUACUCAUAAAUACACAGGUUGGUUAUUUCUUGGGGUAAAUGGCUUUGCGAAUCUAGACAAGGUUCUAGAACCUUUCCUCUGCUUCCCUGUCAUUGUUAGAGAUAGUCUCAGUGCUGCUCUCUCUCUCUCUCUCUCUCUCUCUCUCUUUGAUUUCUCAAGAAAGGCAGAGAUGCUGGGGUAUUUGUUAGAUAGAGAUCUUUAUGUACAAUAUUGUGUAAAUAGUUUUCAAAAGACAGAAACAAAGUAUUUAUUUCCAUUUCUGGACUCAAGCUCCACUUCAGGUAACUUCAGGAUAAAAAAAAAACGAAUAAAAAUAAAAUGAAUUUAAAAAUCUUCCUGCUGAAAAGAAACCACUUUCUUAUUUAAGAGAAAUAUUUAUUGAGUAAAAGUGGGAGAGAUGUACAUGCACAAUACAGCCUUUUGCAAUCCCCUGUCUUUAUAACGUGUCUGUACAAAAAUAGUUCAAUAAACAGUUCCAAUGUUA